GCUUUUUAUAUAACCUUCCAAGAGUCACGGUAAGAGCACGUUUACCGCGAGCUCUUAAACCCGUUCCUUAGGGUAAUUAUCAAAAAAAAAAAAAAAAAAAUGAAUUAAAGUGAAGGCACGUCUCCUAAUUAAGUGUUUCAAGGCACGGCUUUUAGGUGCGACGUGUUAGUAUGCUAUUGGCGGAACUGUGGAGUCGAGAUUCGUUUAUCUCAAUCUCUCUCGGUGGUUCCGCGAUGAGCUGGUACUCCCCCGACGUCUCCCCGUUCCCCCUCCGUGCGAUGCAGAACGUCCAUGUCUGUGAUGGAACACGAGAAUCUUUCCCUGAUUGUGGCGGAGACAAGGUGGCCUAGCUCCGUGAUUGAUUGCGAAGUCGACGAGACGUUGCUGUAUAGCGAGAUGAUCUUGAAAGGUUUGUUGGCGCAUUUGAGGAGCGGUGGUGGGACGAAGAUGGUGGUGGUGGAGGAAAGGAAGAAGAUUGGUGGAGGUUUUGAGUUCUCGGGUAAUGGUGGUGGAGGGAAAGGAAGAAGAUUGGUGGAGGUUUUGGUUGGGUUCUUGGUGGGGGUGGUGAUGUUUUAUCUGUUGGUGUAAACGAGAGGUAUAUUUACUAUAUCUCUGAUGCUUUCUUUUGGUUCUUUGGAAUUGGAUUAUCUUGAAACUAGAGGGUAAUUGUUUGUUGUGUGAUAACAAUCUCAAUUUGAAGAGCGUUUGGAUUAGUUGUCAUUGGAUUUCAGUUUUAUAUUGAGGCUAUUGUUUGUGUGUAUAUAUUUUCUAUUUUUGUUUUGAUGCAAAGAUGCUGAUGUUGAGAUCUUUAACUAAUUAUUCAUAAGCAUUUACCAAAUCGAAAAGUCAUAUCUUUUAAACUGCUUUGAGCAAUUGGAGUUUGUGUUCAGUGGUUGCAAUGCUUUGGCUCAGGCUUAUCAAUCUGUAUGAGGACACCUGAUCGUUGGGUCGUAAUGGUUUAGUUUUAUUGACAAGUUUUUAUCUUGAGUUUCACCGGCAAGAUGAUUAAUAAUCAUCAAUAUUGUUUUUGUUUUGCAAAACUGUUUCUGCAGGAUGAAUGGCUGGACAAAUGAAAAACACAACUUGUAUCUUGAUUCUUUGGAGAACUCAUCUGUUAAGCAGGGUGUGCAAUCUAACACCAAGGAAACAUUCACAGAUACACACACAUGCACAAGUGCUUUUUUAAGAACCCCUAAUAGGGGUUUUACCAUUGAAGCAAAACAAACAAAAAUAUUUUAACAAUAUCUCUUAACAAAAAUUUAGUAAUUAAAUAUAUUUAAGAGACGUAAUAGGGUCUUUCCCAUUGAACAUGCUAAGUAUCUAAUUUUUUGUUAUCUUCAACUUCUCACUACUCUUUUCAAUCUUUCUUCUAUCAUCUCUCAUGGCUUCUUCUUCUAGGUCUCGUAACUACAGCUACAAUGUCUUCGCGAGCUUCCACGGGCCUGAUGUCCGUAAAACACUUCUCAGUCACAUACGCGAACAGUUCAACCGCAACGGAAUCACUAUGUUUGACGAUCAAGAGAUUGAGAGAAGCGCAACAAUAGCCCCUUCACUCACCAAAGCUAUAAAAGAAUCGAGGAUCUCGAUUGUGAUUCUCUCCAAGAAAUAUGCUUCUUCAGGCUGGUGCUUGGAUGAGUUGGCGGAGAUAUUGGAGUGUAGGAGAGCUAUGGGACAGAUAGUGAUGACUAUCUUCUAUGGAGUGGAGCCAUCCCAUGUACGGAAACAGAUUGGAGACUUCGGGAAAGCCUUCAAUGAAACUUGUGCACGUAAGGAACCUACGGAAGAGCAAAGGCAGAAAUGGAUCAACGCUUUGAACGAUGUGGGCAACAUUGAGGGUGAAGACUUCCUAAGAUGGGACAACGAAGCAAAAAUGAUCAAGAAAAUUGCAAAAGAUGUUAUAGAUAAACUAAAUGCUACACCAUCAAAGGAUUUUGAUGGUAUGGAGGGACUUGACGCUCAUUUGACAGAAAUGGAGUCUUUGCUAGAUUUAGAUGAUGAUGGAGUUAAGAUGGUCGCAAUCUCUGGUCCAGCAGGCAUUGGUAAGAUGACCAUUGCUAGAGCUUUACACAGCCUAAUCCGUGAUAGGUUUCAGCUUACUUGUUUUGUGGACAACCGUAAGCGAAACUACCAACCUGGUCUUGAUGAUUAUGGUCUGAAGUUGCGUUUACAAGAACAGCUUCUUUCUAAUAUUCUGAACCAAAACGGUAUGACUGUAUGCCAUCUUGGUGUGGUAAAAGAAAGGCUGGGUGACAAGAGAGUACUUAUCAUUCUUGAUGAUGUGGACAACAUAAGACAGUUGGAGGCGUUGGCUAAUGAAACUACGUGGUUUGGUUCUGGAAGUAGGAUUGUAGUUACCACAGAAAACAAAGAGCUUCUACAGCAACAUGGCAUCAAUAAUACGUACCAUGUGGGGUUUCCAUCUGAUGUUGAAGCUAUCGAUAUCUUGCGUAAAUACGCUUUUCGAAAACGUUAUCCACAUGAUGAUUUUGAAGUGAUUGCUGAAAGGAUAACGGAGCUUUGUGGUAAGCUUCCAUUAGCUCUACGUGUGGUGGGUUCAUCUUUGCGAGGGAAGAACGUAGAAGAGUGGGAAGAAGUAAUGCAGAGGCUAGAGACUGUUCUUGAUCGAGAUAUCGAGGACGUCCUAAGAGUCGGCUAUGAAAGCUUAGACGAGAAUGAUCAAUCUCUAUUUCUCCACAUUGCAGUCUUCUUCAACUAUAAAGAUGGUGAUCUCGUGAAAGCCAUCUCCGCUGAUUGUGAUCAUUUGGAGGUUAAACGUGGGUUGCAGAUUCUAGCCAAUAGAUCUCUCAUAGAUCUAUCUACAAACGGGAAAAGAAUAGUGGUGCACAAUUUACUACAGCAAAUGGCUAGACAAGCCAUUCAUAAACAAGAGCCUGGGAAACGCCAAGUACUGGUGAACGCUGAUGAGAUUUGUGGUGUCCUCGAAAAUGAAACAGUAAUUAAGGUACUGGAGUUGUGUCCGGCAUAUCAUUUGAUAUUUCAAGAAUCAAUGAAGUGUCGAUAGGCAAGAAAGCUUUUAAAAAAAUGCCUAAUCUUCGAUUCCUCAGCGUUUACAAAAGCAGAGCUGAUGGGAAUGAUAGCGGUUGAAGAUGUACCAGCAUCAAUAGCGAUGUGGUCACGUCUUGAAUCUCUCUCUAUGUGGAACAAUGGAAAGCUCAAGGCGAUAACACAUCUUCCCCUGAAUGUACUGUGUGUGAACGUAAGCUAUUCCGGGAUUGAAAAGAUACCAGAUUGCAUGAAAGCUCUUCAUCAGCUGCAGGAACUUAAUCUGUCUGGCUGCAGAAGACUCGCAUCAUUGCCAGAGCUCCCUGGUUCACUCAACAACCUACGUGCUGACGAUUGUGAAUCACUGGAGUCUGUGUGUUUUCCAUAUGAAACACACUCCAGAUGCGGUGCUUAGUUUCAUCAACAACUUCAAACUGAGCCAACAAGCACGGCGGGAAAUUAUCAUAGGAUCCUUGUUCCGCGGAAGCGCUCUCUUACCAGGAAGAGAAGUACCUGCAGAGUUCCAUCACCACCGAGCCAGAGGAAACUCAUUGACCAUUCCACAUUUAAGGUUUGCCUUGUGAUUUCCCCGAACCCUAAGAAAAACAGGGAAUAUAUUGACUUCACAGCUAUUGUGUUGUCGCAUAUUCGGCAAAGACGACUUGUACCCCACUGACAGGGAAUUCUACAUAGGCGAUGAUGUCUCUAAUUAUCGAGCGGAACAUCUAUUUA
Molecule: messenger RNA, 3735 nt
Organism: Brassica napus (rape)
Lineage: Eukaryota; Viridiplantae; Streptophyta; Magnoliopsida; Brassicales; Brassicaceae
Product: disease resistance protein RML1B-like
Exons: 3
Coding region: 1382-3022 (546 amino acids)
Biological process (GO): defense response; signal transduction
Molecular function (GO): ADP binding
Source: RefSeq, a predicted model, not a curated record